This is a messenger RNA of Gymnodraco acuticeps, 2719 nucleotides long. It is a transcript of the gene ogna, whose product is annotated as osteoglycin, paralog a. NCBI's taxonomy places the organism in Eukaryota, Metazoa, Chordata, Actinopteri, Perciformes, Bathydraconidae. Gene Ontology annotation, molecular function: protein binding. The coding region runs from base 93 to 944 and encodes 283 amino acids. The record is from RefSeq and is a predicted model, not a curated record. The transcript is spliced from 6 exons.
CCAACACAGGCUUGAAGCAUAGAGCAGCUGCUGACCCAAACUCAGGCUUUAAAGGCGAGCUGGUGUGUUGGCUUAACACUGCGUUGGACAGCAUGAACGCUCUCUUAUUCACCUGUUUGCUGGUGCCCUGGCUGGUGGCAGCCUCGGCCAGGAGGUUUGACCAGGAAUCACAGCUGAUAAUGGGAUCUGUACCUGGCAAGGAUCCGAGCGGAUACUUCAUUGAUCAUUUAAAAUCAAGGAGAGCUAGGAGGGCGUUGCCUCUGGCUGAUGAACCUGAUGACAGCCCAGUGGAAGCAGGAGGAGAUACCUCUGAUCUGCCCACCUGCCUGCUGUGUGUGUGUCUAACUGGUUCAGUGUACUGUGAGGAGGUCAGUCCAGACAUGACCAGCGUUCCUUCCUUGCCUAAAGAGACGGCCUACCUGUACGCCCGCUUCAAUAAGAUCAAAAAGAUCCGCGCCAAAGACUUUUCCGACAUUGUUACUCUGAAGAGGAUUGACCUGACAGGGAACCUGAUCUCAGAGAUUGAAGAGGGGGCGUUCUCCAAGCUAACCAUGCUGGAGGAAUUGUCUCUGGCGGAGAACAGCCUGGUCAAACUUCCUAUGCUCCCCACCAAACUCAUAUCCUUCAACGCCAACCACAACCAUCUCAAAACCAAGGGAGUCAAAGCUAACGCUUUCAAGAAAAUGACAAAACUGGUCAACUUGUACUUGGCAGACAACGAAAUGGAAGCUGUUCCACACAUCCCAGACAGUGUUCGGACCCUACAUCUACAGAACAACAACAUCACUGAGGUCAACGUAAACACCUUCUGCAAGUCCAAUGACACCUACUACCUACGGCCGAGCCUCAAUGAGGUCCGUAUGGACGGCAACCCUGUGGUUUUGUCCAAGAACCCGGACAGCUUCACCUGCAUGAAGGUUCUGCCUGUCGGACGGUACCGCUGAGGCGACAGAAACUUUACUGUACCCCCUUUGUUGUUGAUGGAGCAUUGGGAUACCGUGUUGUUCUGGAUUUUGGGGUGCUGGUCCCAUAAUGGGAAUAAACGUGACAAUGUUUUUACUUCAGCAAACCUACAAACAGUUUGUGAGAUUGUCAGGUCAAAAUGAAACCAUUCACUGGACUGAAGGUUUAAAAUGUAAGGACUUUCUCUACUCACGCAUAUUUCAGUUGUCGAGUCAGUCGAGUAAUUGGAUCAAAAUCCCCUGAGAAGGGGUGUGAAAGCCUAAAUGUGCUCCAAACAAGCAUUGCCGGACCACUUAAAACAUUUGCAUUUCAACUAAUCAUGAAAGAAGUUUGAACACUUCCGCACACCUGGCCAAUCACUCCGUAUGUGUUUGUCAGAUUGUCUGUUUUGCCAACAUAGCCUUUGAUUCUGCCAUCAGAAAAGGGGCUUAAGAAGAUGUUAAUACAUCGUGCAAACAGUUUGACUAUAUCUGACAGAUUAAGGCCAACUUUUCAGAAGACGUAAUACCAGUAGAACAACUGUAUCCCCUAAAAUGAGUGGAGAGGUGUAAACACCUCUACCUACUAACAGUCCGACUCAUGAUUUCAUUUUGACCUGGCGCUGUACUGCCUACAGUACAUGAAUGAAAGUACACAAACUCCUUGUGAGUUUGGACCAACACACACACAUGCAGCAACAAGCAAACAGGCGUGCUUGUAACUACCAGAACUUAUAGGUUCAAAACACAGGCCAAUGUCUUCAUAUUCUUUGUGAAAAUAAUUCUAAAAUAAUUUUUGGAUUUCUUUCCAAAAGUUACUUUAAGUCGUUAAACAAACAAGAUAUAACUAAAACCUUUUGGAUAUCUUUGCUGCUUUUGCUAACCUAAUGAAGUCUCUUGGACAAGUGUUAACCCUUUCAUUUUUAAGGUUUUACAAUACAAUUAAACAACUCAAUGUUGUAUAAUAUUACAACAAUUAAAAUGUUUUCAAGCCUUAUAAAGCCAGCUCUGUUUUCACCUUGCUCAUUGUCGGUCAUCAGGAAUUUCAUUUGGACAGACGUCAAUGAAAUAUCAAAAAUAAUACAUGACCGAAUUGCAGUCUUUGAUUAUGUGUAAUAUUGGUGCUGAAUGGCAUUUCAAAAUGUCCAUACUAAAAAUAUAGGCUGGCUUUGAGGCAAACACAUAAUGUUAAAAAAAACGUUUUCAAAACAGAAUUUUAGUCUGACACAAUCAAAUGAAGAUGUUAAAAUGUUUUUGCUUAUUCCAAUUCAAGUAUGUUUUGCAUUUAAUAUAUUUUCUUAUGACAGUAGUAGAAAAAGCUACAGUAUCUUCAAAAUUACAAUUCUAUAAGUCAUGAAAAAAGGUAGAUUCUGAAAUGGCACUUAAAGGUGCAAAGAGCCUUUGAGCAUUAUUAACAGUCCUCUUUAUUUGUUGUUACAUUUUUGUCACAUGUAAACACUUUCUCAGUGUUUCUUAGAAAGAUACUACAAAUGAACAAAACAUUGAGUGAAUUAAUUGAACUUUCAACUAUAGCAUUUUUUUUUUUAAAGGCCUCUUUAUAAGGGCAAUGGCCAUGCAGAUUUGUGCAGAAUUUCUUAAGUAAUUGAGUGACUUAGCUUCACCUUUUUUAUUUAUAGACUGCAGUGAACUGGGGCACAAUGUAUCUAUGAACUAUAGUAAUGUGAAAAUUACUCUUUUUUUAUUUUGUCUGCUUUUAAAAUGUCUUGCUUGUGUCCCUAACUCUUCCCUUCCAGUAAUAAAGAUGACUUAAGAAAUGA